AUGUCGCGCUCAACCAACUCGCUAAUCGCUGAGCAGUGUUACUUGAUCAAUCGCGACACACCGCGGCCGCAGAAUUCAAAGCGCAAAGUUCACAGCAUUCUUUCAAAUCAGAUUUCGUCGCUUAAUAACAGUGACAGUCUCCUUUUGAAUGACCAGGCGUCGGAGCAGCCGCCGGUUGAAGAGACUAGCAACGCACGCGGCGAAGGUGCCAGGCGACCUGCUACGCGGCCACAAAAGAGGCCAUCGUCUGCACAGACCAAGUCAAGUAACAACAGCUUCAUUCAGCUGCUCACAGGCGACGCCGUUAGCGAUGCGGCGACUUCUAUGAGCGCCCAGUCGAGGGAGGAGGCGGAGCUUGUCUACAAGUUGUGUGUAGAAAACGAUGGAAUCUUCACGGAAGAAAUUUUCGGACGACAUAUCGCUAAAUUUAGACACUCAAUACAGCACGGGCUGGUGUCGAACUCUGUCGACUUUCUUAACUUUCUCAAACUGCUAAAAGGUUCCAGACAGUACAGCUUCCACCAUGACGACGAUGGAAAGAAGUACGUCAGGCUAAGGGACAAGGAGUCACGCGAACAGGUCGCACGCCUACAGGAUGUGGAAUACGCGGUCUUCUGCACCAUAGAAACUGCGGGAAACAGAGGCAUAUGGACGGCAGAUAUCAAAAAACUCUGCGAAAUCACGGUGAGAGUAGAUACGGCAUGCCACCAACGAGCACAGGGUAACCAACUCACCAGAACGCUGAAGGUAUUGGUGGAGCAGCAUGGGCUCGUCAAGCAGGUCACAAAUGUGCACCAGAAGAGCAGGAAGCUGUACAUGCUCUUCAAUAUCAAGCCCGCCAGAGAGCUAACUGGGGGCUCCUUCUAUCUAAACGGGGAAUUCAACGAAAUGCUAGUAGAGCACAUACAAGAACAGGUCGGAUCCUUUCUCGCAAAAUUCCAGGGAUCAUCCCUCACUCAAAUCACCAACUUCUUAAAGACGUUGGAAAACAUCAGCGGGGAAGUUCGAGAGGAGGAUGUCCUCUCCAUCAUACAAAUCCUGAUGCUGGAGGACAAGGUCUACAGCGCUCCAACCGCAUUGGGUGACACCAUAUACAUUGUAAGUCAGAACUAUUCGCUCGCACGUGCAAUAUUCGCAAAACUAACGUUGUAUGCAGUGGUCUGGAAGCGCUACCCCCAGCUUUGCUCAGAAAGCUUUCGGCACGCCGUGUUUCAGGUGUGA
Molecule: messenger RNA, 1221 nt
Organism: Babesia ovata
Lineage: Eukaryota; Apicomplexa; Aconoidasida; Piroplasmida; Babesiidae
Product: RNA polymerase rpc34 subunit containing protein
Exons: 5
Coding region: 1-1221 (406 amino acids)
Biological process (GO): transcription by RNA polymerase III
Cellular component (GO): RNA polymerase III complex
Source: RefSeq, a predicted model, not a curated record